GUCAAAACGUGGUUUCAGAAUCGCAGAGCCAAAUGGAGGCGUCUAAAGCAGGAGAACCCCCAGGCUACCAAAAAAGAAGUGGAAGGUGCUGACAGUCACAGUGACCAAAGGCCAGAGAGCUGCCCGACCCCUGAGCAGAAGAGUAAGGAGGUCUCCCUGGACGGCUCGCAGUACACCCCCUCACCAGCCUCACAGGAGGACCUGGAGUCAGAUGUCUCUGACGACUCUGAUCAAGAAGUGGACAUUGAAGGCGAUAAAGGCUAUUACAAUCCUACCCACUAA
Balearica regulorum gibbericeps (East African grey crowned-crane) is the source of this 282-nucleotide messenger RNA. NCBI's taxonomy places the organism in Eukaryota, Metazoa, Chordata, Aves, Gruiformes, Gruidae. The record is from RefSeq and is a predicted model, not a curated record.